GCCAAUUAUCGCUAGCAGUGGGUGCUAGACGAAGUGUUAAUUUUUGCAGUUUGCGUCAACGAUUACACUUACAUGAUGACAAGAUGUUAUAUAUUCAAGGGGUUAGAUCCAAGAAUUGCACACCGUAAUGUAUCUUCGAGCAUAAAUCUACCAUUUUAUGCUAAUCAGUUAAAACAAUUGCUAGACUAGCUGUGGCAGCUUAGAGAAACCUUACUUCAGCCUAGAGAUACGGAGUCAUUUCAGUUCACCGAUUGAUAUGUACUGUAAAACAACAUGGCUUCUUACUUGUGUUUGCCUGAGUCCAUUUUAUUAAUGGUAUUUCGGUACCUACGUUUGGAUGAACUGUGCCUCGGAGCAAGAAAAGUAUGCAAAACCUGGCAUCGACUAAGUUAUGAUUCCAGUUUGUGGAAAAUUCUAGAUCUUCAGCAUUUGUGUUAUUUUAUGACUGAUGAGAAAUAUCUUUCCAUGCUACCAUUCAUAGCCGACCAUGUAGAAGAAAUCAAUUUUGAAGGUUGCAAAUAUUUGACAGACAGAGCUUUUUUGCAGGGUGGCAUAAAAUGUCCAAGGCUGCGUUCGGUAAACUUCAAUUUCACCAACAUCACUUUCAGUGGACUCCAACUAGUAAUAACACAAUUUAAGGGACUUAAAGGCAUAUCACUGAUAGGGUGUGACAAGCUCCAGAAACCAGAACCAGGGUGCUAUGAAGUGCCUGGAAAUCUUCACAGAGCACUUCAGAACUUAAAGCAGCUUCAGACUUUAUCUUUAGCAUCGGGGGAUACCAUGCUUGGAGUAUUACUGGAUGAAGAAAGCACAGAAGAAAAUUUUGAACAAGAAGAAAGGAAUGGGAUUGUGCAGCUACCUCUUCAAUGUUCACAAUUGACAGCCUUGACACUGAGUUCCCAUAGGCGAUUAAAAGAUCGCAUUUUCAUUGAGAUGGCAAAAAAUUGUGUUAAUGUGACCAAGUUGCAUAUCCCCCUGUGCACAGGACUGACAGAUGAAGGAUUCGAGCAAGGAUUUCAAUAUUUUCCAAAUCUACUGGACCUAGAUAUUUGUCACACUGAUGUAAAGGACAGCGGCAUGAAGAGCAUAACAGAGAAUUGCAAAGAGUUACAGAAACUGAGUGUAUGCGGAUGCAAGUACAUUACUGACAUGGGUUAUGUCUACGUCGGACUCCACUGCUCUAAACUGGAAGAACUAAGGAUUUGUACAGACAGAGAAUAUGUGUGGCCAACUGAAGCAAGUAUUACAGAUCAUGGCCUCACUGCAAUCAGCCAGAACUGCCCUGAUCUUAAACAUGUAGAAAUUUGUCGAUGUUCAUGUGUGACUGAUGCUGGGAUCAUUUCUCUUGCCGAGUGCUGUUCUGGCUUGGAACAUCUGAGUGUGAGUGGUUGUUUAGCUCUGACUGAUGCUUCCCUUCAUGCCCUGUCUAGGUGCUGCAAGAAUCUCAAAGUCUUCACAGCUUCAGAAUGUGUUCAGCUGAAAUCUGAAGGCAUCAACCUACUCAUGAUCAGUUGCCCCCUCUUAAAGCACCUUGAACUGGCAACUCUGCAUUAUCUGGAUACAGUAAGUUUUAAAGAUGUCUAUGCUCAGAAUGAUGUUGCUGCAUUUAGUCACAGUCAAGCUGGUUGUAAUGAUAUGAUAACUAGUAUGGACAUAGUUUGUGAAGCAUCAUGCUCAAGUGAAACUCAGCUUGCUGAAAUGCCAAGCACACACUCUCAUGUUGAACCAAGACAUGCCUUUCAGUUUAGACAUUUAGACCUAAGUUUGUGCUCCAAGAUUGACAAUCAUUCAGUGAUAGAGAUUGCAAAACACUGCCGAGAGCUGCAGAUUCUCUUACUGAGAGGGUGUCACCUGGUAACUGAUGUUGCCAUAGCAACAUUGGCAGAAAAUUGUGAAAAGCUCCAGUAUUUAGACAUAUCAGGUUCCUCAACCUCCUCCCUGCAGUUGACAGACAAAGCCUUGCUUGCUAUAGCAGAGUAUGGGAAGUCACUAGAAUUCCUGAACAUUACCAAGAAUCUUUUGAUCACAGAGAGCGGGAUCAGUGAACUUCUCUCUAAGUGUCCUCGGCUGUUCCAGCUGAUGCUUACUGUAGAUUACAGGCUGCAUGUCCCCUUUCAGCAAGUGAUGAAGACAGUGAUUGAAUACCAUGGCUACAGUAACUACUGUCACCCUUCGGCAGAGGAUGGAACCUGCAUGGGAUUGCGGCAAGCUGGAAAUGUAACACUGCAGUUUCCUUCUUUGCUGAAGGUGAAGUUGCACAGGGUGCUGGAGUCCAAAGUUGGAGGAAACAUUUCCUGGUGUGCACAGCCAAAGUUUUGAACAGUAGCACUAUGAUGUAGAGAAUCAAAUAGUAUUCUGUGAAUCUCAUUCAUUGUUGUAAUAUUUGUUUCUUGGUGGUAUAGGUUAUAUCAGAAAUAUAUGUUGUGGAUUUGUGAUAUAAAACUGCUUUUAUUUGCAUAUAAAAUUUUAAAGGAUGUUUUGUGAAUUUCAUAUAGCCAACAUAUUAAGACAUUUCUAUAGAUUUAUGCAAUUCAUAAGUCUCAUUUAAAAUUGGAGUCAAAACUCUUUAAAAUUCUUUUCACUUUUUUUUCUGCGGGCGUUUCUUUGUCACAUGCUCAUUGAUUUCAGACUGUUUUGAUUGAAAGUUGAUGUUAAGUGGAAAGUUUCCAUUUUGCAGUGGUCUACUUAAUGAGGAAAUAUUUCAUGAAAUCUAAAUGAAAUGCCAUCAAUGAAAAUCACUGAAAAUGUUUUUGCUUAUUUUAUGUGUUUACCAGAUACAAGAUGAACUGUUGUAGUUAGUAAUCCGAUUUGUUUCCUGAAUGUUAUACAUUUGUUAUGAAAACAGAUAUUAAAUAGGUAAAAAAAAAUUAUAUUGAAUAUUUAGUGCAGUUGCAAAUAGUUAUUAUUCAUGCACCAUUUGUAGCUUUGCAUUAUUGUCUGAGGAUGAAGACAUUCACAUCCUUACCAUAUGGUGUGCUUGUACUGUAUUAUUUGGUCGCCUAAUUAUUCCAGUAUUAUUGCUCCUGUAGCAUUUAUGUGUGAAAAUCGUGUCAUAGUAGGUCUAUAGGUUAAUGAUGCUUUCAAAAGUUUUCAUUUAUUUCCCCCAAUCCCAUAUCAGCUUGAUGUGACAAAGUUUUAACCCUAGUUUGAUAACUAUGAGAUUAUUUUAAAAUUUUGAAAAUGCCAAUAGAAUAAUUAAAUUUGCUAUUUAGAACUUAUCCUCGUUCUUGGAGGAAUGAAAUGUCAAAAUAUGUUUUGCUCAAAUGUGGACACAAAUCUUGUGAAAUCACCCCAAAU
Lingula anatina is the source of this 3297-nucleotide messenger RNA. RefSeq lists its product as uncharacterized. Gene Ontology annotation, biological process: SCF-dependent proteasomal ubiquitin-dependent protein catabolic process. NCBI's taxonomy places the organism in Eukaryota, Metazoa, Brachiopoda, Lingulata, Lingulida, Lingulidae. Gene Ontology annotation, cellular component: SCF ubiquitin ligase complex. The record is from RefSeq and is a predicted model, not a curated record. Gene Ontology annotation, molecular function: protein binding.